UCGUGUCAGAAUUAAAGUCAGUGUUUGGAUUUAGAUGAGGGUGUGACCUUUGAACCCUCUCAGCUCCUUGUUCUACCAGUUGAGCCCAAAGGACAGGAGCUGUGCUCAGUCAGGGUGUGUUAUUGGACGUUAACGUGAUGUGUGUUUUUACUCUCCCCCCCUGCAGGUGAGACAACCGCAGCCCUGUCGCGCUCACAGCGCCCCCUGUCGGCCCGGGCGGCCCACCACGCCCCGUCCAUGAAGGGCUACCACGUCAGCCGCAGUAUGUCCCAGCAUUCCGCGGGACCCUGCCCCUGCGUGCCCGAGGACUACGGUGGCCACCCGGACCACCACUACCACCAGGGGCACCCCGACCACCCCUACUACCCCCCCGGGGGGCCCCCCGAGCCCCUGGCCCUGCCAGCGCCCCCCUCUGGUGGGGGCACGUUCCCCCGCUCGCACCCCACCCAGCAGCAGCAGGCGUACGACUCGUGUGAGGAGUGCCUCGGUCACGGGGGGAAGAUGCAGCGGAUUCCCGCGGGUCUGCUGGACCAGUUCGAGAAGCAGCUGCCCUUCCAGCCGGACGGCUUCCACACGCUGCAGUACCAGCGAGCGCCCAGCGGGGGCGGGGGCGGCGGCGGGGGCGGCGGCGGCGAGCACGUACACCGCAGCGAGAGCCCCAGCCGCAUCCGCCACCUGGUGCACUCGGUGCAGCGGCUCUUCGCCAAGUCCCACUCACUGGAAGCGCCGUCCAAACGCGAGUACAACGGAGGCCCGCGCGGCGGAGGGGAGUACCGCGAGCGAGGAGGCGGCCAUCGCAGCGCAGGCGAGGAAGGAGGAGGAGGAGGAGGAGGAGGAGGAGGGCAUCACCAGUCCCGCUCCGCCCGACGCAGCAAGAGCCGCGAGCGCAGCAAGAGUGGCGAUUACCGACACGAGCCGCAUCGCCACGGCAGCCGUCACCGCAGCCGCACGGCCGGCUGGUGGAGCUCCGACGACAACCUGGACAGCGACAGCAGCUUCCUGCCCGGGGCGGGGGCGGGGGCGGGGGGCGCCUACCCCGAGAGCCUGGACGCCAGCCUGCACGAGCUGACCAUGAAGAGGCCCAAGGCUGGCCCUGGGGGGCCCGGGGAGUGCCUGGCCUGCACCAGCAUGGUGAUGGCCGGCGAGGGGGGGCCACAUGGCCAUGGGGGGGCGCACUCGCUGAAGAGGAGCACCUGGUCAGCCAUGACGGUCAGCCAGGCCAGGGAGGUGUACCCCAGAGUGGGGGGAGGCGGAGGCGGAGGGGGAGGGGGAGGGGGGGGCUUUGACAAGGCGCUGGUGCCCGUGGAGCCCAAGAGCAAGGAGAGGGCGCUGCACCGUCUCCAGGUCCCAUUAGAUGAGUGGGGCGGUGGUUACCCCGGGGGAGGGGUGUGUGACGGUGGCGGUGAGAUCCCGUGCCGACGCAUGCGCAGCGGCAGCUACAUCAAGGCCAUGGGCGACGACGAGAGCGGGGACUCGGACGCCAGCCCCAAAGCCUCGCCCAAGAGCGCCCUCAUCGCCCAGAGGGAGGCCUUCAGGCGCUCCGUCAGCAUGGACCAGCGCUCCACCUCCAACAAGUUCUCGUGUAGGCAAUGCACAGAUGCGUACCCAAACAGUCGCACCACUCCUAAAGGACACCCUCGCUCUCGUAGCUACACACGCUCUCUAACCAGCGCACAGCUGGGCGACACACUGAAUCGUCAGUUUGAGGCGGUGUGUGAGACGAUGUUUGGAGAGGUGGAGUCUCAGGCUGUGGAGGCUCUGGACCUGCCGGGAGUGUUCCGCACGCGCAGCCACAGCUAUGUGCGCGCCAUCCAGGCCGGCUGUUCCCAAGACGACGACUGCCUGUCCGUCUUCUCCAUGUCCGGCCCCCAGGGCAGCGUCAAAGGAGGACCAGUGGUGCCCUACAGGAAGGGUCCCCCCCCUCUACCCCCACGCAUGUCCAAGCCCAUGAUCUCGGUCACGGCCCAGAGCAGCACCGAGUCCACCCAGGACGCCUACUUCCACAGCACGGGCCAGCCGGCGCCGGCCCACCCCCAGCCCCACCCCCACCCCCAGCCCCAGCCCCGGACCAAGCACAGCAACUCCGUGGACGGUGGCACCGGCGAGCCCAGCGGCCGCUCCUCGCGGGGCGGGUACUACCCGGGUUCGGCCCGCGGCCGCCAGAACAGCAACUCGGCGGAGAGCCUGGACGGCAGCCGCGGGCUGUUCAGGGAGGCGAGCUACCAGCAGGGGGCGCCCAUGAGGGCCAAGCACAGCAGCUCGGCGGACAACCUGCUGGAGAGCGCCGGGGGCCGGGGCCACAGGGAGCGGGGCCCGGGGGGCAGUCUGGGCAAGUCGGCCUCUCUGCCCCAGAACUCCGUCUCCUUCAGCAAGGCCUUGGCAGCCUCCGAACAGCACAAACCAGAGGGGCGCGCGCGCAAACUCAGGCCCUCCAUAGCAGUGCAGGUGGACAGCUCCGGAACGCUCUCAGACUCCGAAGGCGAGGGGAAGUCACUGAGGGAAGUACACUCGAUCGGGGUUCAGGUGGAGGACGACAAGAGACGCGCGCGCUUCAAGCGCUCCAACAGCGUGACGGCGGGCGUUCAGGCGGACCUGGAGCUGGAGGGCUUCCCGGGGAUGCUGGUGGGCGUGCCCACCCAGGACAAGAGCCUGCAGUUCGGCUGCUCCUUCCAGCGGCACUCCUCCGAGCCCGAGUCGGCGGGCCAGUUCGCCGAGUACCGCACCGUGCACACGCAGGGCCAGUGGGCCUACCUCGAGGACUACCACCAGCACCACCACCAACACCACCCGGGCUACGGGCCGGACCCCUGCGGACCGGAGCCCCGCGCCCUGCCCCGCUCCCACUCCCCCCUGCCCCUGGAGCGGGCCGGCUGGCACGAGGGGCCCCGCAGCCUGCCGGACUCGGGACGGGCCUCGCCCUGCAUGAGGGACGGGGAGUUCUACCUCAGGCUCCUGCAGUCGGAGGUGGAGAGGGUGGAGGGAUGGUGCCAGAACAUGGAGACCGAGGCGGAGGAGAACCAGCUGCCUGAGGAGGUGCUGGAGUUGAUCAGGUCGGCCAUUGGCAGUGCCCAGAUGCUGAUGUCACAGAAGGUGCAGCAGUUCUUCCGCAUGUGUCAGCAGAGUGUGCUUUGA
Messenger RNA from Clupea harengus (Atlantic herring), 3132 nucleotides. RefSeq names its product discs, large (Drosophila) homolog-associated protein 3 (gene dlgap3). Gene Ontology annotation, molecular function: molecular adaptor activity. Gene Ontology annotation, cellular component: glutamatergic synapse; postsynaptic specialization. The coding region runs from base 238 to 3132 and encodes 964 amino acids. Gene Ontology annotation, biological process: signaling. The transcript has 10 exons. NCBI's taxonomy places the organism in Eukaryota, Metazoa, Chordata, Actinopteri, Clupeiformes, Clupeidae. The record is from RefSeq and is a predicted model, not a curated record.